AUGGCUGGACUCAGAAAAUUGGAUGGCAAGAUCGUGAUUGUAACCGGCGGAGCCAGUGGGAUUGGAGCCGAAGCUGCUAAGCUGUUCACUGACCACGGAGCUAAGGUGGUCAUCGUUGACAUACAAGAAGAGCUUGGUCAAAACGUCGCCGUUUCGAUCGGUCAAGACAAAGCAAGUUUUUACCGUUGCGAUAUCACAAACGAAACGGAAGUGGAGAACGCCGUUAAGUUCACCGUCGAAAAACACGGUAAGCUAGACGUUAUGUUUAGUAACGCUGGCGUUAUGGAGAUGCCGGGAAGUUUCCUCGACUUGGAUCUCGAAAAGUUUGACCGAACGAUGGCGGUCAACGUUCGUGGCGCAGCUGCGUGUAUCAAACACGCAGCGCGUGCGAUGGUGGAGAAAGGCAAGCGCGGGUCAAUCGUGUGUACAACUAGCAUUGCCGCGGAGAUCGCUGGUCCGGGACCUCACGCGUACACUGCGUUUAAACACGCGCUUCUCGGGCUGGUUAAGUCCGCGUGUAGCGAGCUUNGGAAGUACGGGAUUAGAGUUAACGGAGUUGCACCGUACGCGGUGGCUACGGGUCUUAAUAGCCAUGACGAGGAAACGGUGAAGAUGGUGGAGGGAUAUUGCGCCGCCACGGGGAUUCUCAAGGGUGUUGUGCUUAAGGCUCGCCACGUGGCAGAAGCGGCUCUGUUCCUGGCUUCGGAUGAUUCCGCUUACGUUAGUGGCCAGAACCUAGCCGUUGACGGUGGUUUCAGCGUCGUUAAGCCAAUGGCCAUAGAAAGAGGCUGCAUAGACACCGAAGAUACGGAGUACAAUAGCUUGUUGUCGUCUAGAUCAGAGAGCCUUGGUUCGGCUCGAUUAUGGACCAGUUGCUGGAGAGGGUUACAUCCUGGCUGGCUGCUCUUAACUCGUUCCAUCUCUCUUGUCUCAAUGGCUGCUUUAUUGGCUUGGGACGUCUUGAUGUGGGAUGCAAGCAUCUUCGUCUAUUACACCGAAUGGACCUUCAUGCUAGUGAUGAUCUACUUUGCGAUGGGGACUGUUGCUUCUGCAUAUGGUUGCUUGAAGUAUUCCAAAGAGCUAGUAAUGGAAGAUGGUGAAAAUACGGUUGUAGUCAAGGUCGGAGAUGAAUUCAGGCAGAGAUUCCGGGUUUAUGGUUGUUUCAUGCAGACAAUUUUUCAGACAAGUGCAGGGGCUGUGGUGCUCACGGAUAUAGUGUUUUGGCUAGUUAUAGUUCCUUUCCUAUCGAAUACUCACCUCGGCUUGAACAUGCUGAUGAUAUGCAUGCACUCAGCAAAUGCUGGUUUCCUCCUGCUCGACACAGUACUCAAUAGCCUUCGGUUCCCUUUGUUUCGAAUGGGAUAUUUUGUGCUAUGGAGUUGCCUCUAUAUUAUCUUCCAAUGGAUCAUCCACGCAUGUGGCUUCACUUGGUGGCCAUAUCCGUUCCUCGAACUCGAUAAGCCAUUAGCUCCACUGUGGUACUUAUGCAUGGCAAUCGCACACAUCCCUUGCUAUGGAGCUUAUGCCGCAAUUGUAAAAGCCAAGAACUCGUGCUUUCCCUGUCUAUUCCCAAAUGCUUUUGUUAAACCCUAA
This is a messenger RNA of Arabis nemorensis, 1593 nucleotides long. The record is from the annotation of a GenBank genome assembly. NCBI's taxonomy places the organism in Eukaryota, Viridiplantae, Streptophyta, Magnoliopsida, Brassicales, Brassicaceae.